This is a messenger RNA of Diaporthe amygdali, 1596 nucleotides long. RefSeq lists its product as uncharacterized. The record is from RefSeq and is a predicted model, not a curated record. Gene Ontology annotation, cellular component: membrane. NCBI's taxonomy places the organism in Eukaryota, Fungi, Ascomycota, Sordariomycetes, Diaporthales, Diaporthaceae. The transcript has 3 exons. Bases 1 to 1596 code for a protein of 531 amino acids. Gene Ontology annotation, molecular function: transmembrane transporter activity. Gene Ontology annotation, biological process: transmembrane transport.
AUGUCAGACGUCGAGCAGUCAGCCGACUCAACACGCCCGGCCCAUGGUGACCGACUCUCUGAAAGACCGACGGGCUCCAGUGACGACGACAUCGAAGAGCUUGGGAGGAAGAGGCCUGCAGUCUUCAAGAAUGUUUUCAUGGAGCUUGGCUUCUGCAUCUCUAUUCUCGCAUCCAACCUAGUCUCUGAAUUCCUGAUCAGCGGAAUGAGUGUCCUUCUGCCGAGUCUUGUCCGAGAAUUACACAUACCCUCCGAAAGCCAGACAUGGCCGGCCAGCGUCUUCACCCUUGUGGCUGGUGCCUUCUUGCUACCCUUUGGCCGGCUGUGCGACAUGUACGGCGCGAGUAUUGUGUUUCUGACGAGUAUCGCUUGGCUUACCAUCUGGACCCUGGUAGGAGGAUUCAGCUCCAACCUGACCAUGCUUCUCGUUACCCGGGCCCUUCAGGGGCUGGGAUCCGCCGCGAAUCUCCCAGCCGGCCUGGCGCUCCUGAGUAACGUUUAUCGUCCAGGUCCUCGAAAGAACUUUGUUUUCAGUCUCUACGGUGGCUGUGCACCAUUUGGCUUUUUCACGGGGAUCCUCGUUGCUGGCUUGAGCGGUCAGGUCAUCCACUGGGGAUGGUUCUUCUGGAUCGUCAGCAUGUCGCUGGGUGCCACGGGCUUCGUGUCAUUCUUUUGUAUCCCUCGCGACGUGCAUCCUCGCCAAGGGUCAAUGGACUGGUGGGGUUGCGCCACCAGCAUCCCGGGUAUCUUCCUGCUGGUCUAUGCCAUCACUGAAAGCUCGCAUGUACGAGGUGGCUGGGGCUCGCCACAGAUUAUUGUUACAUUCGUCCUCGGCGCCCUAUUAUUGGCAGGGUUCGUCUAUGUCGAGAAUAGACGAGCUACGCAUCCACUCUUGCCUGCAAGCAUAUUUGCCCCAAAGCACAUGGUUCCACUGUUUCUGUACUUGUUCCUCGUGUAUGGCUGCUUUGGAAUCUAUCUCUUCUAUGCAAGCUUCUACAUUGAGACAGUGCUCAAGGUCCCCUCCUUCCUUGCUGCCCUGUGGUUUGCCCCCUUGGCCGCUGGGGGGAUCCUCAUCGCUCUAGUAGGGGGUAUGACGCUCCAUCGUCUUUCUGGGACACUGCUAUUGCUGUUGUCAGGCAGCGGAUUCCUGGUCUGCGUGCUUUUAUUUGCCGUCAUGCCAGAGCAGCCCAGCUAUUGGGCAUGGGUAUUUCCAGCCAUGGUUUGCACUACGCUCGGAAUCGACAUCUCGUACAACGUCAGCAGCAUUUUCAUCACCACGAAUGUAGCCAAGCAUGAGCAGGGUCUUGCGGGGGCGUGUGUCAAUGGCCUCGUGUUUCUGGGUAUUGCCUUCUUCCUCGGAUGGGCGGAUCUAGCGGUGUCCAAGACUGCCUAUUUGGGGGUCAGAGGCAGCUAUAAGACAGCAUUUUUCCUCGGCGCUGGCUGUGCUGGUGUGGCCAUUGUACUGGUCGCCUUGGGUAUUAGGGUUGAGAAGGCUAAAAGUAGCCUCACCGUAGAUGAGAAGGAGGGUCUGCGUGACGGGACCCUUGCGGGCGACUCCGGCUUGCAGGCUGAUAGUCGGGUGGCGGAAAGAAAAUAA